UCUUCCUCUCUAAUAUUCCUUUCAUUUCUGGAGCUUCCUCAAAUUAACUCAUCCCUCUCCAUCCAUCCAUGGCAAUGGCACUAUCAACUCAACCACAAGACCAACAACAAUCGCCUCCUCCUCCUUCCCCCCUCAAAGUUGACCUCGAGGGACAAACCAAACAAGCCCCUGAGCAAGAGGUUGAGGUCGUCAACUUCUCAAAGCGAGCUCAGUGGCUCCGUGCCGCCGUGCUGGGCGCAAAUGACGGCCUGCUUUCAACGGCGUCACUCAUGAUGGGCGUCGGUGCUGUCCGCAAGGACCCCAAGACUAUGGUGAUUACUGGGGUGGCGGGGCUGAUCGGUGGAGCCUGCAGCAUGGCCAUCGGGGAGCUCGUAUCCGUGUACUCACAGUACGACAUCGAGGUCGCCCAGAUCAAGAGAGAGGACAGGAACGGAGCCCUAGGAGUUGAAGAAAUAGACGCGAGGAAGGAGAAGCUUCCAAGCCCAUGGCAGGCGGCGGGGGCAUCGGCACUGGCCUUUGCAGUGGGAGCGCUGGUGCCGCUCCUAGCGGCAGCUUUUGUAAAGGAGUACAAGGUGAGGCUGGUGGUGGUGAUAGCGGCGGUGAGCAUGGCGUUGAUUGGGUUCGGCUGGCUGAGCGCAGUGCUAGGGAAAGUGCCGGCGGCGAAGUCGGCUUCUAGGGUGCUGGUUGGAGGGUGGUUGGCCAUGGGCAUCACCUUUGGUUUGACCAAGCUGAUUGGCUCUGCUGGCGUAUAGGAGUUGUGAGCAUCGUAUGUAGUUUUUCCUCUCGUUUGCUUUGCUUGAAGAAAACUUCAUUCUAGCUAGGGCACGUCAUGAGGCAUCCACAACCAAGUUCUCUUUUCCUUUCCUUUCCUUUUCCUUUCUUUUAUUUUUCUGUAGCAUCGAGAUGUCUCGUAUAUUUCAUUGCUGAGUUGUGAGAGCUCAAGUUCGUCUUUGGAUCUGCCCAUCUUGAAAAUGCACUGCUGUAGAUCUAUAAGCUAAAGACCGAAGUCUAAGCAAUGUUAUGGUGAUAUUACCCUC
This is a messenger RNA of Eucalyptus grandis, 1037 nucleotides long. Its product is annotated as vacuolar iron transporter homolog 2. Gene Ontology annotation, biological process: intracellular manganese ion homeostasis. The record is from RefSeq and is a predicted model, not a curated record. The coding region runs from base 69 to 752 and encodes 227 amino acids. The transcript has a single exon. Lineage: Eukaryota; Viridiplantae; Streptophyta; Magnoliopsida; Myrtales; Myrtaceae. Gene Ontology annotation, molecular function: iron ion transmembrane transporter activity; manganese ion transmembrane transporter activity. Gene Ontology annotation, cellular component: membrane.